Molecule: messenger RNA, 3700 nt
Organism: Hyalella azteca
Lineage: Eukaryota; Metazoa; Arthropoda; Malacostraca; Amphipoda; Hyalellidae
Gene: cnir
Product: protein cornichon homolog 4
Exons: 6
Coding region: 471-1073 (200 amino acids)
Biological process (GO): endoplasmic reticulum to Golgi vesicle-mediated transport
Cellular component (GO): COPII-coated ER to Golgi transport vesicle; endoplasmic reticulum membrane
Source: RefSeq, a predicted model, not a curated record
AUCUCCUGUCUUUGUGAUCUAGACUAAUGAUAUAGUGAGGGCUCAUCAUUUAAAGUUGCACCUUUAGCAUAAACAUUGGCUCUGAAAUUCAUUUUGCAACAUCCCUAUCUUAUCAUAAGACUUGCAUUAAAUGCUGUCACUGGCAUGUGAGUUGCCCCCAGCAGAUAGGUACUACUGCUGAGAGCUCUGCUCUAAACUCAGCACUUGCAGUGGUCAAUAAAAGUUAUAUAAACCAUAAUAAAUCCGUUCAAAACAACAGCUUCUAGGGUUUGCUCACUAAUACGUAUUAAAUACACAGAUGUUUCAAUCUCACUAAAAUGUUGUUGUUCAUUUCUGAUCAUAAAAGGGUCAAAGGCAUUGUUUAUAUAAACUUGCAACAAAUAGAAGUGCUUAGGUGACUCAAGUGGAAUUUGCCAUAUAUUAUGCAUGUUAUCAAUCCAUGACAGGUGUUAAUAACAUAAUUCUUCAAGAUGACUAUUCAAAUAUAUAUGGCCAUGGUAAUUUUACUGAGUUCAGUUCCUCUGCUGGCAGUGUCGCAUAUUCAUCAUCCUAAGCCAGGAAUGGGAGAACACGUGGACUACCUCAAUUUAGUUGAUGACAGCUAUAUCAGGCCGGACACCAUCGUCUUCAUUAUUGUGCUCUUCACAACUGGAGCUUUGUUGUUCCUAUUAGUUUACUUCAUCAUCACUCUAUCGGACUUGGAGUGUGAUUACUUGAAUGCCCAACAAUGUUGUUAUAGACUAAACUUGUGGGUGAUUCCGAAGCUGUGUGCUCACAUCAUAGCCUCUUUGGUGCUGCUCUUCUCAGGACACUACUGGCUGGCUGCCAUGAACAGCCCAAUUGCUCUUGUUUGGGCCAGAGAGUACUGGAAAAUUCCAUCAGGAAACUUUGGAGUGUAUGAUCCCACCGAGAUUCACAGGAUGGGUAAACUCAAGCGACACAUGAGAGACGUGUUCGUGGGGGUCAUGUACUACCUUGUAGCCUUCUUCAUCUACCUCUACUGCUUUCUUACGCAUUUGGUGAGCUACAACCCACUUCCAAAGCCCAGAUAUGAAGAAGAGGUUGGGCUUUAAUGCUCAAGUGUUUCAUCGCCCCAUAUGGAUUAUAUAUACAUUCAUAUGCCUCUACUUCUUACUCAGCAAAGCUGAUGUUUAAUUAGGGGCUUUUUGCUACUUGUUUUGUACCUGCAUGAAAUAUUCUUUACUGCAUUCCUUUCAUAAUUCUGAACGCAAAGGCUAUGAUUACUUACCUCUCUCCUCUUGAGUAAAGGCCUCCCUUCUUAAUUUCUUCUGACUCCUUCACAAUUAUAUUCGUAGCGUUGAAUGAGAUGACUUGUGUCAUAUACCUCCAUGAAUUUAUUUCCACCUCGUCUUCUCGUUAUUUUUGAAGCUUUGUCGAACGCGUCAUGAGUAUAUACCGUAUACAUCAAUCUAAAGCCUUCGUAAAAAUUCAGGCUAAUUUACAGCAUGCCACUCGUACAAGAAUUUUAAACCUAAAUUUGUUUUUAGGGGUUAACACCAUAGCUAUUGAUGUCAACACUUCAUUUUGUACGAGUUGUUUUGCUUUAAGUCUUAUUCAAGGUAACUAAGUGACAAGCUCAUCAAGAAAUGCGUUUCCUAAAAUUCUUAAGGCCUGCAAAUAUCAAAGAAGCAGUCGACCGUAGUUUGUUUUAAGGCAUUUUGUUUGAUCUCAGUAGAUAUCAUAAGAAGGAAGUUUGCUGUACUGACAUAGCAGAUUGUACCUUCAAUGGUUUUACUAUUAGUAAGCAUUGUAGUUCUUAGUAACGUAUUCUAAUGUUGAAUCAAAAUGUUCUGUAAUUUAUAAACCAGCUAAUUGAUAAGUUAUUUAAGAUCCCAGUUGUUUCACUGCUGUAGACAUAGGCUUGAUUGUUAAAGCCAGAUGCUCUGAUUAUUUGACUUGCUUAUUUCGUGAUUGAACUCAAGUCUCCAUCUCGGUGCUCAUAGGAUUGGGUGAAGAUUUUGCGUUUUUGGUCUCUAUAUUUCAAUCGAACGAAGUAAUUGAAGACAAUUUCCUUUCGUAAUAAGUAAUACUAUAUGUUCGUACUUAAUAACGUAACGCUUCAAAUAGGACUAUUGUGUUGCAAAUUAUAUAAACGAAUUUCUCUUCUACAAAUAUUGAUCAUUGUUGAAUAGUUUUAUCGUUCUUGCGAUCGACUUGUUGAUAACUCAGUCUCUUAUUCAGGAUGAAAUUUAUAACUGAAUUAUUGUAUCUAAUUUUCGUUUAUUCAUAUCACGAUCUCAUUUGUAAUCGUAUAUAGGCUUAAACAUAUUAAUGUAUGCGUUGGGCGGUAUGUGAAAUGGCAUAUUAAAAUAAAAUUAUUUUUGUGAUGAAAGUAGGAAUUGCUCCAAAAUUUAUCAAAUUCAGAACAAAUAGCAAUAUUAAUGGCCGAAAUUACGUCAGAUCUAAUUAUGCUCGGCAUUACUUCUAUGUUGGUUCAACUGCAGUGGCCUCCUGCUCUAGGGCUCUUCAUUACCUUCCAGAAAUAGAUUCUCUUCAACUCCGCCUGGAGCUAAGAAAUAAAACCAACAACUUUCCUGAGUGUUUCUGUUAGACUGAAUAAUCCAUGACUGUGCAGUUGUUGUUUGCCUCGUGUUGUGUUUUGUGUGGCUAAAGUGCGAUGACGUUAUAAAUAAGGCCCUCCCACACGCCGACCGCCUCGUUACUAUUCUACUAAAAGGUCUACCAAGAAUUUGUCAUUCAGAAAGGAAUAGUUCAGCUGAGGAUAUAUUCUUAUAUCUAUCAAGGAUUACGUUUUAAAUGACAUUGUUAUAUUGGGACAUGCUGCUUGCUAUUUAGAGAUGAAAUUCUUUUAACAUGUUUAUCAAGAGUUUUUUUAUGUAUGCGAGUAAUGUUGACAAGCAUUGAGCAAUAACCGCAUUGAAGUCAGCGCUCCUCUUAUCCAAUUAUGUAGAACUGUUGGGAGCCAUGGCGGCCAUGUUUCAUUGUUACUGUUAUUCAAAAAGAUUAGCAAGGAUUGUUUAUUCACGCCUGCAAGCUUUAGUGUUUUCGAGUAUUUCCCGGGACUAGGUGGCACAGUCCAAUUUUCUUUCUUUACAGUUUACAUGUGAGUUUUAUAGACGGAUAUAGGCUUGUGCUGUGAUUAUACGAGUCUUUACGUAGAGCAUGAUAGUAAGUUCAGUGUACCGUAGUAGUAUGGCAAUUUCAAUGUAGUUUUGUUUAAAUUAAUCUUGAUGUAUUAACGAUACACGCAGUUCUCUCGCUCGUUAUUGCCACGAAUGCAGUGUUCUAUAAUUGUAUGGACUAGUAAAGAUAAAAUGUAAACUGUUAUGAAGCGAAAUUCAUCGUGUAAUAUUCUGAACCGUUCAUGUUAUAGCUGUGUAAUGGUUGUGGAAAUAAGAAGCAUCAUUCGUUCUAGAUCUACGAAAUCUACAGCAUGGAAUUAUUUUGGUUCUUUCGGUACAAAAGAAUAAACACUACCAUUACCAUGCAAUAGCCGCUGAAUGCAAUUUUAAAAUAAAUGUAAUUUUGAAGCCCUUUGAAAACAUAAACAGAAGAAGUCUAGAAGUCUUCAGCGGACGCAGUGUUUUUUGCGUAGAUUUGCAGCUUCAAACCAUGAACUUGACAUUUUAGCCUGGGGUGAACCUGGCAGCUUGAACAGAGGUAAGUUGUCUUCAAGUGGCUAGUCAUGCUUGUCUUUCUAAUUCAACAUAAACCUAAA